Messenger RNA from Aaosphaeria arxii CBS 175.79, 2118 nucleotides. RefSeq lists its product as uncharacterized. Lineage: Eukaryota; Fungi; Ascomycota; Dothideomycetes; Pleosporales. The record is from RefSeq and is a predicted model, not a curated record. The transcript has 3 exons. Bases 1 to 2118 code for a protein of 705 amino acids.
AUGUACUCAAUGCAUCCCGUACAGGCUAUGUCAAACGGCGGUAUUGGGAACGGCAUCAUGGAUACGUCGGGGACUAUCAACCCAGCAGCGCUGAAUUCCGCAGGCGCGCACGGGAAUCAGUCACAGUCGGUGGCACAACAACAAACACGGGGAAUUAAACGCAGUCGUUCCCCAGAUCACAGCUUUGGAGAUGCGCGACAAGGAGAAAAUGGCGAUGAUUUAGAUGAUGGCAAACCACGAAAGCGCGGUCGCCCGCCCAAGCCAGGUAAGAUCCCACACUCUGCAAGUUCGAGCAAUGUCUCGCAAGUACUCCCACCAACAACCCGCGCAGGUCCCGCCCCUCCUGUACAGACACCUCAGAUACAGAACACUGCGAUCCCGAGAGCUUCGCCCAAGCAAGCUUCUCCGCCAGCAAAACCCACUUAUACGAAGCCUCCGGUCCUCAAGGCCUUGCCAACCGUAAGAGAUCACACCACCGAUCAAUUGAACCCCGAAGGCGACGAAUAUAUACCCCGCGAGAUUGAUGAAGCCGGUGAGACCAAGGUGACACAGCUAGGACAUCCAUUGGAUGGGCGCGUGUACCGCUGCCGCACAUUCUUUGUGCCUAACAGAGGGAAGAAGCUGUUCAUGCUUGCAACUGAAUGCGCCCGCGUUCUCGGAUAUAGGGAUUCUUAUUUGCUCUUUAACAAGAACAGAUCUCUCUUCAAAAUCAUUGCCACGCAGCCUGAGAAGGAUGACCUCAUCCAUCAGGAGAUCCUACCCUACUCCUACCGGUCUCGCCAGAUUGCCAUCGUCACUGCGCGAUCCAUGUUCCGUCAAUUCGGAAGCAGACUGGUUGUGAAUGGCAGAAGGGUUCGUGAUGAUUAUUGGGAGAGCAAAGCCAAGAAACAGGGCUUCACAGAGGAAGAUGCUGCCGGGGAGAAGAGGCCAGGCGCCGCGAAGGCCAGAGAGGCUGCCGCUGCGGAAGCCAACCAGGCGAAUGCACACAACUUGGCAUUCGCACAUCCAGGUCCCUACACUGGCAAACUCGAGCAGGACUACUCUGGCAUGGGGAUGGGUCAAAUCCAACCAUUUGGCGGCAUCACCGCAGCGCCGGGGACCGUUCCUGCAGCGAACUCCGAGCCUUUCAACCACCGGACAACGGCCGACAUGCAGCCACGAGACUACAGUGGCGUUCAGCGACCGAGACAAGAGAUCUCGGGUGCACCGUACCAGGACUCGAGCAGGCCCAGUGGAGCCGGCGAGAUCAUGCAGCAGGCGGCUCAGUCUGCUGAUUUCAACAAGCAACUAGAGCAGUCGCGCAAGAACCGCAAGGAGUACCUCGAGAACUAUUGGGCUCGUCCUCAUGAGCCCCCCGCACAACCUCAACGACCUGCUACAGCAGAAGCAGAGGGAUCCCCUCAGGUCACCCAAGCGGUCCAGUCUCCUCAUCUCCCUGCCGCAAAUGCUCCCCUCCCCUCCAACCAGUAUGCAGCGGUGACCGGAACUCCACAGAGGCAGCCAGCUACCUUGCCUCCGCAGUCUUAUCGCCCGCCGUCCCAUACACAGAACCCCAUGGUACCCUCGCCCAUGGCAUCUCAGCAUACACCUCUUCGGAAUGAUCAGAUGCACAGGCGCCCUCCAAGCAUGGGCCUACCACCCCAAGGCAUGCCGCAGAGCCUUCCUCCGGCUGGCAUGCUCCAGGGCCAGACACCAAGCCACGGCUACGCUCCACCGCACAUGUGGGCACAGGGCCCACCACAGCCUUCGCCCCUCUCCCAGCAGCACAACAUGCAGCAGUAUGCUCAGCGCUCGGCCCAGCAGUCGCCACACCCGCAGCCUUCGCCUAUGCACGCUUCACCUCAGCUUCACCAGGUCCAGAGCAGCGGCUCCAUGCAUGGUACGCCUGUCCAGCAGUACCAGACCAUGAACCCCAUGAAUAAUGAAGGCGGAUAUCCCCCGAUGGGACAGAAUCCCUAUCAACCCAGCCCAAGCCCCCACCAGUUCAUGCAACAACAGCAGCACCAGCAGCAACAGCAACAGCAACACCAGACGUCCGCUCCACAGCAGCCUGGCAUGCCUGGAUGGGCUCCGGGAGGGCAAGGGCAAGCUCCUCAGCCUGGCUGGCAGAACUAUUGA